AUGGCGGCCCCUUCUCAAACUGUCACCGUCAUUGCGGCCCCCUCUCACAUUGCCAACGUCAUGGCGGCCCAAUCUCACAUUGUCACCGUCAUGGCGGCCCCUUCUCACACUGUCACCGUCAUGGCGGACCCUUCUCAAACUGUCACCGUCAUUGCGGCCCCCUCUCACAUUGCCACCGUCAUUGCGGCCCAAUCUCACAUUGUCACCGUCAUGGCGGCACCUUCUCACACUGUCACCGUCAUGGCGGCCCCAUCUCACACUGUCGCAGUCAUGGCGGCCCAAUCUCACAUUGUCACCGUCAUGGCGGCCCCUUCUCACACUGCCACCGUCAUGGCGGCACCCUUCCCACACUGUCGCCGUCAUGGCGGCCCCUUCUCACACUGUCACCGUCAUGGCGGCCCAAUCUCACACUGA
This is a messenger RNA of Haliotis rufescens (red abalone), 414 nucleotides long. RefSeq lists its product as uncharacterized. NCBI's taxonomy places the organism in Eukaryota, Metazoa, Mollusca, Gastropoda, Lepetellida, Haliotidae. The coding region runs from base 1 to 414 and encodes 137 amino acids. The record is from RefSeq and is a predicted model, not a curated record. The transcript has a single exon.